GGAGGAAAGUGUGCAGGCUCGAGCAUAGAAGAAGUUUUUUUUUUUUUGCGCGCGACUGACUGCGGGGGCGUGCGAAGACGUUACUUUUUUUCACAGAAGGUAGCAGCGGGUGGCGAGCUUUUCAGCUGUAGUGAGGGACUGUAGCUAUGGCGGAACGACAGCCCAGCAACUCAGCGGCGCGGCGAUAUAGGAGGAGUACCAGUACAGGUUCACAGACUGGAUCAAACUCGGCUGUAGGGAAAGCCUCUGACAGUACUGAUAAAGUUGCAGAGAAAGCUCAGAAAGUCGCUAAUGUACAUUCAACCAAGGGAAAUGAAGGCGCUGAUGAGGGAGAGUUUCCUUUCAAUGCAUUAAGAUGUCAUAAACUGCAGGAAAGUUUGCUAAGUUCAGCCAGUGGGUACAGUAACUAUCGAGGAGUCUUGAACUGGUGUGUUGUUAUGUUGGGACUCAGCAAUGCCAGACUUUUUCUGGAAAAUCUAAUCAAAUAUGGAAUUUUGGUCGAUCCUAUACAAGUAGUUUCACUUUUUCUGAAGGAUCCUUAUAGCUGGCCAUCUUUGUGCCUUGUAAUUGCAUCAAAUGUAUUUAUUGUGACAUCUCUCCAUAUAGAAAGAAGACUGGCAGUGGGCAAGCUCUCUGACAGAGCCGGGAUGUUUCUGUACACCGCCAUGCUCACAGUUAUCCUCUGUCUUCCAGUCGCAGUUGUCUUUAUGGUCCGAUCCAUGACACCAGUUGGUGCAGUGUGGGCUCUUUCAGUGUACACUGUCCUGUUCCUCAAACUCUACUCAUACCAGGAUGUAAAUAGAUGGUGCAGGGAAAAGAGACUUGCCAAGGCAAAGAUGCUCAGUCGCUCUCAAUCACUCUUCUUUAUGCAGCUGCUCGUUGGAUUAAUACAGCAGUGGGUUGUUCCAACGAUCCAGAACUCUAUGAAGCCCUUCAAGGAUAUGGACUAUUCUCGUAUGAUAGAACGUCUGUUGAAGCUUGCAGUUCCAAAUCAUCUCAUAUGGCUGAUCUUUUUCUACUGGUACUUCCACUCCUGUAUGAACUUCGUUGCUGAGCUCAUGCGCUUUGGUGACCGAGAAUUCUACAGGGAUUGGUGGAACUCUGAAUCCGUGACAUAUUUUUGGCAGAACUGGAAUAUUCCUGUACACAAGUGGUGCCUCAGGCACUUCUACAAGCCAAUGUUGAAAAGAGGUGUGAAAAGAUGGGUGGCCCAAGCAGGAGUGUUCUUUGCUUCAGCUUUCUUCCAUGAGUACCUGGUUAGUGUUCCACUGAAAAUGUUCCGUCUGUGGGCAUUUAUGGGAAUGAUGGCACAGCUACCUUUUGCCUGGUUUGUGGGAAGAUUUCUACGUGGUAAUUAUGGAAAUGCUGCUGUAUGGAUGUCCCUCAUCAUUGGGCAGCCAGUUGCAAUCUUUAUGUAUGUGCAUGACUACUAUGUCCUACACUACGAGGAAAACCAGUGAUGGCAUGAACUUCAGAACUGGCUGGGAUGCCAAUUUUUCUGGUUCCCAAAGAACUCCAUUCUUUACCAUUGUGGAAGGAAUGUUGCUGUCUGCAGGACUUCCUGAAUUGUAUUUUUUUAUUGAAAUCAAGAGUGACUAUUUUUGGAAGAAAUUACUGUUGGAUCAAUGCAAUAACUUUUAGAGAGAAGCUCAAAGUGGAACACAAGUUGUAAUAUUUGUAGUGUACAUUUAAAAGUGUUGUCUUCCCUCAGUGUGAAAGGAAUCCAAGAAAUAUGUUCUAGAAAGAACACUUUUCAUUUGAACUGUAGAAGCACCCUGUUCAGCACCGUCCACAGAGUUAGUUGAUAAGUCGAGGCAUUGCUCGUGUGCAUCCGUCCAUAACUCGUACGAAAACACUGUACCAGUCUUUAAAUGCUGCCAAACUGUAAAUAUUUGUCUUGCAUUUCAGGCUCUGUAAUAGCUGAUCUCUGUCCAUUGUGUAGCCUAAAUACAGGGGAGUAGCACCUUAUGUGAGAGUCCAGACUACAGUGCAUGUUAUAGACUACUUUAUAGGUGUUUGUUCAUGGCAGCAAGAACCUAUGAUGUACCAUUGUUGAUGCUUCUGGAAUGGAUAAUUUGUAGCUGUUGAUUUCCUUUACCUUCCGUCCCCAGUCAUGGAAGAGCUUUGCAAAGUGUUCCAAGGGUUCUUCUCCCUAAAAGACUGGAAUAAUAACUUUAAGCACCUUAAGUGCUGAUUUUUAAAUGUGUUUUCUAGGAACCAUUUUAAAGGUGAACUGUUGUAGAAAAGAUGUUUUCUUUAAUGAUUGAUGUGUGUGUGUGCACGUUUUCCAACAUCAGCAGCAGCUUGAGAGCUUCCAGUCCCACUUCCCUUCUGCUCCUACUCCAGGGUUUAUAAAUCCCACACUUGCUACUUGUAUGACAUGUUUACACUGCAGUCACUGCCAGGUAUUUUCAAUCUGUUUUUCUUCAUACACCUAGAAAAUUAAAAAAAAAUUCUGUGUUACACUACUCAGCAGUCUGUGGGGAAAAGUUAGUCUUUGCAUUAUUUGGAGAGAUGAGUCUCACAUUACAGAAAACAUUACUAAACAGAAGUUGAUUCAUCAUUAAUAAAAUCCAAGAUGAAGCAGCUGUUGGGAGGGAAGCUGCAAACAGUGUAGGUGUGUGUAUGUUUGUGUGUGUAAAUUGUGUUGUGCACAUCUUAUUUUAAAAGGCUGCUUUUACUGGCUGCAACACUUAUUUUAUAUGGUUGUGCUACAAACAUCAAGGCAUUCAUAAGAAUGCAUGACCUGGACCCAUGAAAAGCAUCCCUUCAUCUGGGUCUGAUUGGGUCUGUCCUGUUUCUCUUUUCCCACUCAUGUAUUUCUGAUUUCGUACGGGUUGCUUGGAAAGUUUCCACUUUCAUUCCUUAAGCAGAAGAGGCCCUUAAAAUGUGACUUAGGUGCCAGGUCAUAGCCAAGAAUCACCAAAAUGUGUUGCUGGGGAUUAGAAAUGCAUAUUCUCACCAGUACCUUAGCCCAUUGACCCUUGUUAUUACAGAAGCAAGUAAAAAAACUCAUUACCUAGUGUUUGAUCCAAGUAGAAGCCUCCAUUGUAAGGGUCAAUUAGUGACUUGUCUAGAAGUCUCAGGAAGAAGCACAGAAACAUGGGGCAAGGAAUUCCAGGCUGAAGGUUCUUAAGCCUGACCCCUGUUUCUGUUCUCAUUGUGGCAUUCACUGCGCUUCCAGCUGCGUCAUUACCCUCUAAUGAGUUAUCUUCUCUGUCUUCAUGUUUGUAAUUUGUAUGAGGAGAUGCUUUCUCUUGGAAACUAGCCCCAGGGUUCAGUCUCUGCUGCCCCUUUUUAAUGAUGGCUGAUGGAUGCUUUCCUGGCUUGUAAAGAUUAGGCUGUUGAAUUCUCUGGGUCUUGUUUUAGUAUGUGAACUCUGCACCAGAAGAGAGAGUAGCUGUUUACCCACGAAAGUAAUGUAUUCCCUCUAUCUCUGUUGUUCUUUUGUUUAGUCUUUUGAUCUUCCUUACCCUGCUGGUGAAGUUUGAGGUGUUCACUGUGCAGAUGAAGCUGGGUGAGAGAAUGCCCAGCUGUUAUAAAAAGAAAUAAAUACCUCACUUUCUCUGCAUUGGUAACAUAUUCUGUUUCAUCAUCUUUGGCAUGUGCUUGCUUGCUUGUGUAGCAGCCUACCCACCACCAGAGACGCUUACUGUUAUUUUCCCCAGAAAAAAUUGAAAAUAAAUCCCAUAUUUUUGCUGCCCAGGCAUUUACUGAACUUAGCAUUUUAAACCAUACCUUUCAGAACUUCAUUGUAAUACAGACAGCUUGCUUUAUUGACUGUUACGUAUCUGGGAUCUGUUAAUUUUGCAUGAAUAUUGAUGCACUAGAAAAGCAUUAUGAAAUCACUGUAAUAACCAGAAAUUCAAUUUCAAAAUCAUGGGCAUAACUCCCAGAUUUCAUGUCAUGAAAAAGGAGUUUCAUUUCUUUUUGAGAUGCAUAAAUCAGUGUCCCUGCCACCACAUCUUAUGAUGGCAGAGUCCCUUGCAUGGGAGUGAGUCUAAAGUUUAUGGUAGGAUGGAGAUGCACUCCUUUAUUCUGAGUCCUCAUUCAUUGCCAAAUUAGAGUAAGUAGAUAUCUGUGCUUCAAAACUGAGACAGUAGGUCUUGCUAGCUUCUCAUGAUGUCCAACCUAAAAUGGCUGACUUGUGCUCCCCUUGUAAUUUACCCAAAAUGCAUUUGGCAGAAAAGUCCAGAACCCUGUGUUAUUACCCUGGAUCCAUGGAACGUGUGACUAAGGGUUACUUUUCUGUACUGUGGACCUACCCAAUCUCUGGGCCUUUCUCUUUUUAGAAGGCUGAUUACUUGUGCCAGCCUUGCCCACACACCCACACCCAAUUGGUUUUGUUUUUGACCUACCAUCUGCAAACAGACAUUGCUGUUCUCAUCCACUCAGUCUCUAGGCUAUCCAAAAUUGUGAAUGGAUUUGCCAAGAGUAUUUAACUCUACCACACUGGGCCUUUACAUUGCUGACUAUCUGGCUCAUCUCCCACUUCUAGUCUUCUUUAAAGUAGUUUUUUGAGAAAAUUUCUGAAAUUAUAGGGUGGCUUUUCAAAGUGUACAUAAUUCAGGGUCCAAAAUAAGGUUCCUUUUUAUCACAUUUUAUCUUUGAUGAGAAAGAUGUGGCAACUAGUACAUUGGUUGCCUAUUUUGUUAGUAGCUUUGCUGUGCUAUUUUGGAUAAAACUUUGGAUGGUAAAUUUGUUAGAUUAUGAUAGACUGUCUCCAGAAAAAAGGCUUGUUCUUCCUACUGUGUGCACCUUGUCUUUAGUCUUACAAAGUUUCAAGAAAGAUAAGAUAUUUCAGGCAUCAAUCAUGUCCUGCCAGGCUGCAAGUCAUCCAACCCAGCCUAAGUAAGGUGCUGAAGUCCUUUAAGGUAAUUUUCUCCUAAGUGAUCCAGCAUCACUUCGGCCUACCCAACAAAGGUCAUCCAAGUGGAAGGAAUCCUAUCAAAGUUUGAAGAAGCCUGCACUGCUGAGCCCUGGGCAUCAUAAACACAACCUACAAUUGCUUUGUUCCCACAUCUUGUCUUCCUAUUGUAGAAUAAAAGUUGGAAGAGUUGGUGGAACAGUCUCAGUCUUCCUUGGCAAAGGAGUUUUGGAGAUGGCUCUUUCUGCCUAGGGUACAGAUCUUUUGUCUCUCCAAGCUGCCUUUGGGAGUAUCCACCAAAAAAAAGGAUGUUGUGGAGAUGGUUCAGAUUUUGGUUGGGGGAGGGUGGGGCUCUGGUUGGAAAAGGAUAUUGUAAAGAAGGUUCAUUCUGUUCAGGGAUCUGGUAAAGGACUUUUUCCGUGUUCCAUCAAAAUGUUUGUGAGUAGGGUUUGGCCUGUCCUGGAUUUGAACAACUUCAGUCCCUACAUUAACUUUGUAAAGGUUUGUAAGGUCAGAGGGCAGACACUGAUACAGUGACUUCUAGACAGAUUCUAGAUAUGGUGGAUGACUGUUGUAACACUAGAUGUUUGCAACUUCACUGAUUUCUGCAUUCUGCUUUGGAUGAAAUUGCAGUACUUUUGGUACCAAGUGAUUUUUUCUGGCCCUUAAGACACUGGCAGGAUCUUCAACAAGAUAUAUAACCAUGGUAUUGGAAGCUCUACAGCAGUCAGUUAUCAAAGUAUUUUCCUGCCCAAGUGAUUUUUCUGGUAUCUCCUUUCCAGUAGUGUGUGGGGUUGGAUCUGCCCAGUGAUGUCGCUUGACUAUACUUCCUAGUGGUCACUGUCAGCUGUGAGUUCAUGGGGUUAGCACACUGGGGUGUGUCCCCCAAGGAGGGUGCAUGCUCGUUUUGAUGCAUGGUAGCUCCUGGGUUUAGUGUGCCUUCAGGGCAUGUUUUUAGAUGCUCAUAAUGCAGAGGAUACAGAGUUGUCAUUCCUUGUCAGAUAUGCUGUUGGUAUCAAAUUUCCUGAUGCUAGUCAUUGUAGAGACUGUCCUCCUGUGUAUCCUUCCUUCACUGACACAGUCCUUAAUUAGGCAUGAAUUACUGGAGGUGGAUGGGAGAAAACCUAUAGUUUUACUUUAGGUCAAGGGCAGUAGAGACCUAUUGUGAGGAAUCUACAUUUUUAGAGCCGUUUCUAGCCCAGUUGACACUUCUGAAGCCUUAACCAGACUUCAUAAGAUCAAACUGACGCAGUAGUUUGGCACUUGAGCAAGUGAGAUAGGACUUGCUUCUCCUUCCUCUUUGGGAAGCAGUCUGGGUUGGAGAGUAGGGUGCCAGCUGUCCCAUUUUUAUGGAAGUGAUCCACAUCCCAUAGGAACUAAAUGGCUUGAUUGAGUCUAAAUUCCAGUUUGAUGACUAUCUUGGAACAUAGGCUGACUCUGGGAAAGUACACGGGUUAUCUCCCUGGAGUCAGGUCGUCUUUAACUGAACCUGUUUGCAGGCUAUAAAAAUUGCUGCAGUAACCUAGGUAUGAUGCUUCCAUUUAAGAAAAAAGUGGGAAGGUAGAGGCCUUCUCCAUAAGCUGGGAAAUAGUGUCUUUGCGUCAUUUGUAUGCUGCUGCAUUGAGUAGCAAAAACACCAGAUUUAAUUUAGGGGAAACGACUACAUAACACGUAGAAUCUUCACAGAUUAAGUGGAAUAAGUUUUCUGCAUUGUAUUAUGUUGGUAAAAACAUGAAAUUUAAUAAAAAAAAAACUGUGUAA
Molecule: messenger RNA, 6628 nt
Organism: Protopterus annectens (West African lungfish)
Lineage: Eukaryota; Metazoa; Chordata; Ceratodontiformes; Protopteridae
Gene: DGAT1
Product: diacylglycerol O-acyltransferase 1
Biological process (GO): triglyceride biosynthetic process
Cellular component (GO): endoplasmic reticulum membrane
Molecular function (GO): diacylglycerol O-acyltransferase activity
Source: RefSeq, a predicted model, not a curated record